GCAGCUGGCAAGAGCAGAGGGCUGCCCUGCGCCACACUCACUUGGCCAGCUUCUGCAGCACCUGCUCGCACUCCACCCGCUUGCGCUCCAGCUGCUCGGGGUAAGGCACUGUCCAGAGCGGGGUCACCACAUCUGCCACAUGUGUGGCUGGCGGCUGGCCCUCGCCCUCCAGUCUCCGCCUCUUGGCCAUGGGGUCGGCCUUGGGCCGGGCCGGGCGCACGCUGAGCGGGCGGCCCUUCCAUAGGGCCCCGUGCAGCACACGCAGGGCCUUGUCUCGCUCAGCGGCACUGCGGAAUGUCACGAAGGCACAGGGCGGCUGCCCGAAGAGCUUGGUCUUGUGGGGCUGCAGGCCAAAGCGGCCCAGGAAGCGGCGGACGUCGCUAAAGCUGGCGUGGCGGGGCACGUUCUGCAGCUCCAGCUUGAAGAUCUCCGAGGACACUCAUGAGGACCACGACACCUCCACUGAGAAUGCAGAUGAAUCCAACCAUGACCCCCAGUUUGAGCCGAUAGUUUCUCUUCCUGAGCAAGAAAUUAAAACUCUGGAGGAAGAUGAAGAGGAACUUUUUAAGAUGCGGGCAAAGCUUUUCCGAUUUGCUUCUGAGAACGACCUCCCAGAGUGGAAGGAGCGAGGUACGGGUGAUGUCAAGCUCCUGAAGCACAAGGAGAAGGGGACCAUUCGCCUCCUCAUGAGGAGGGACAAAACUCUGAAGAUCUGCGCCAACCACUACAUCACGCCAAUGAUGGAACUGAAGCCCAAUGCAGGCAGUGACCGCGCCUGGGUCUGGAAUACCCACGCUGACUUUGCCGACGAAUGCCCCAAGCCGGAGCUGCUGGCCAUUCGCUUCCUGAACGCUGAGAAUGCACAGAAAUUCAAAACAAAGUUUGAAGAGUGCAGGAAAGAAAUCGAAGAGCGAGAAAAGAAAGCAGGAUCAGGCAAGGACGACGGUGCCGAGGUGGCAGAGAAGCUGGAGGCUCUCUCGGUGAAGGAAGAGACCAAGGAGGAGGCUGAGGAGAAGCAAUAAUCGUCUUAUUUUAUUUCCUUUCCUUUUUUUUCUUGUUAUUUUUCCUUUUUAAAUUUUGCCCCUGCUCUCCUUUUCGGUUUGUUUUUAUUCUGUUUUGUUUUUGCAAGGGACUUUAUAUAAAGAACUGAAUUCCAACAUUCAGAUUGUUUUUUUUUUCUAAGUUUUUAUCCUACUGAAGAUGACUUCAGAAAAUCAUUCCCCAGUCAUGAAAAUGUACUGUGCUAACUUUCUUUUCCAUAGUGGAAACACUUAUUUAUAGUCAUCAAAACUAGUGAAUAAAAAACACAUUUGGAACCUGGACAAACGGCAGGACUGCGUGUGUGCAAGUCCCUGCGCUAUGACGCUGCUGA
Molecule: messenger RNA, 1372 nt
Organism: Carlito syrichta (Philippine tarsier)
Lineage: Eukaryota; Metazoa; Chordata; Mammalia; Primates; Tarsiidae
Gene: RANBP1
Product: RAN binding protein 1
Exons: 6
Coding region: 189-1022 (277 amino acids)
Biological process (GO): nucleocytoplasmic transport; positive regulation of mitotic centrosome separation
Cellular component (GO): nuclear pore; cytoplasm; centrosome
Molecular function (GO): GTPase activator activity
Source: RefSeq, a predicted model, not a curated record